Molecule: messenger RNA, 2231 nt
Organism: Momordica charantia (bitter melon)
Lineage: Eukaryota; Viridiplantae; Streptophyta; Magnoliopsida; Cucurbitales; Cucurbitaceae
Product: protein HOTHEAD
Molecular function (GO): flavin adenine dinucleotide binding; oxidoreductase activity, acting on CH-OH group of donors
Source: RefSeq, a predicted model, not a curated record
UUCCUUUUCUGCAACUGAUGAUCAAUGGCGUUGGUUGGGACAGUGAAGCUUUUUCUCUUCCUUGUUCUCUUCUGCCUCUCUUCUUGCCAAGGUAGGGAAAAUUGGGUGAAAUCGCGAUACCCGUUCAUCAAGCGCGCAAGCUCGUUCUCGCGCAGCGGCCAUGAGAGAGAUAGAGCGAGAGAGAAAGGCUUCGAUUACAUAAUCGUGGGCGGCGGCACCGCCGGAUGUCCAUUGGCGGCGACGCUGUCGCAGAAGUUCAGGGUUCUGGUGCUGGAAAGAGGCGGCGUUCCUUUCACGAAUGCGAACGUGUCUUUGCUUCGGAACUUUCACAUCGGCCUCGCCGAUACUUCUCCGAGCUCGGCUUCGCAGGCCUUCGUCUCGACGGACGGAGUUAUCAAUGCGAGGGCCAGGGUCUUGGGUGGUGGUUCCGCCAUUAAUGCUGGCUUCUAUACCAGAGCAAGUUCCAGAUUUAUAAAGAAAGUGGGGUGGGACGCGAAGCUGGUGAACGAAUCAUACUCAUGGGUGGAGAGGCAAAUUGUUCACCGGCCGGAGCUCGCCGGCUGGCAGAAGGCUUUCACCGACAGUCUCUUAGACGUCGGAAUCUCGCCCUUCAAUGGCUUCACCUACGAUCAUCUCUACGGCACCAAAGUCGGAGGCACUAUUUUCGACAGGUUCGGUCGCCGUCACACCACCGCCGAGCUCUUAGCUUCAGGGAAUCCCGAUAACCUUUCCGUUCUCGUUCACGCCACGGUUCAGAGACUCAUUUUUCACUCCGCUCAUGGUAUGAAACCGAAGGCGAUUGGAGUUGUUUUCAAGGAUGAAACUGGCAAUCAGAACGAAGUCUUUCUCUCGAGUAAGCGGCAGAGUGAAGUUAUUUUAUCCAGUGGAGCAAUUGCGACUCCGCAAAUGCUGCUGCUCAGUGGAAUUGGGCCGAGGGCUGAUCUUGAGAAGUGGAACAUCUCUGUGGUGCUUGACAAUGAGUUUGUUGGGAAAGGCAUGGCUGAUAACCCCUUGAACUCCAUUUUUGUUCCUAGCAACAGACCAGUUGAGCAGUCCCUUAUUCAAGCAGUUGGAAUCACCAAGCUUGGUGUUUAUAUUGAAUCUAGCAGUGGAUUUGGGCAGUCCGAGGAAAGUAUUCACUGUCACCAUGGUUUGAUGUCAGCUGAGAUUGGGCAGCUAUCCACCAUUCCUCCAAAGCAAAGAACGCCAGAAGCCAUUCAAGCUUACAUAAAAAACAAACAAGACUUACCCCGUGAGGCAUUUAAAGGAGGUUUUGUUCUAGAAAAAAUAGCAAAUCCCAUCUCCAAAGGACAAUUAAGCUUGAUCAACACUAAUGUUGACGACAAUCCUGCCGUGACCUUCAACUACUUUGGUCAUCCUAAUGAUCUUCACCGUUGCGUUGAAGGGGUUCGUAUGGUUACAAAGAUUGUACAUUCUAAAUACUUCACAAACUACACACAGUGCAAUGAGGAAACAUUGGACAAGCUGCUUAAUAUUAGUGUCAAAGCCAACAUCAACCUCAUACCUAAGCAUACCAAUGAUACCAAGUCCUUGGAGCAGUUCUGCAGAGACACUGUGAUCACAAUCUGGCACUACCAUGGAGGGUGCCUAGUGGGCAAGGUCGUGAACCAUGACCGGAAGGUUCUCGGUGUAACUAGGCUGCGCAUUGUCGAUGGUUCAACAUUCAGCGAGUCUCCUGGCACCAAUCCUCAAGCUACUGUUAUGAUGAUGGGAAGGUAUAUGGGUCAGAAAAUCUUGAUGGAUAGAUUGGGAAGGAAAGCUGGAAUAUAGGGAGCAGAAAUACUGCAAAGAAUUACAAGCAGUGUUAGUUAUCAGUGGAAGUGUGAUCUGGUGUACUUGAUUCUUGAAGAACAGGUGGACAUACAGGAUCUCUUGCUUGGCAUGGAAAUUACAAAUUUUUUUAAUAUGAAAAGUAUUCUUUAGCUUUAGUAUCUUUCAGCCAAUUUGUUUUGUAUUCUUUUGAUAGUUGAUGAAUUUUCCUUCUUUCAAAGCAGUUGAAGAAAAGGAGAGAGAGAAGAAGAAAGAGCCUGGUCUCAACUAGACUUGUUCUUUAUAUUGGAGCUAGAUUUUAGUGAUUGUGCAUCUGCAGUUAUGUAUGAACAACUUGUGAUCUUGUGAUCUUGAAGGAGGAUAGUGUGAAUAAUUUUAUGUGGAACAUCUAACUUCUUUGCUUUAUUCAAUUAAUUCUUCAUCCAUUUUUUUUAAUUUAA